This is a messenger RNA of Sinocyclocheilus rhinocerous, 1876 nucleotides long. Its product is annotated as activin receptor type-1B-like. NCBI's taxonomy places the organism in Eukaryota, Metazoa, Chordata, Actinopteri, Cypriniformes, Cyprinidae. The record is from RefSeq and is a predicted model, not a curated record. The coding region runs from base 90 to 1607 and encodes 505 amino acids. Gene Ontology annotation, molecular function: transmembrane receptor protein serine/threonine kinase activity; ATP binding. Gene Ontology annotation, cellular component: signaling receptor complex; plasma membrane. The transcript has 9 exons. Gene Ontology annotation, biological process: cellular response to growth factor stimulus; protein phosphorylation; cell surface receptor protein serine/threonine kinase signaling pathway.
CUGGCAGGCGGUGUGUGUAUGGUUGGUUGGUUUGUGGUUGUGUUGGAAGUCUCGCUCGCUUGUCAAUAUCACACACAACGAAUGCAUUAAUGCUAAGAGAUGGGAAUCUUGCAGUCAUGUUUCCACGACGAACUGCUGUAGCGCUGCUCGCCGUGUGUGGAUUAAUAGCAGUCGGCGAUGCUCUUAAGUGUAAUUGCACUGCCUGUGAGAGCAGCGGUUAUGUCUGUGAGACUGAUGGGGCCUGCAUGGCCUCUACAUCCCACAUUAAAGGUCAGGAGGAGGAGCAAGUUCGGAUCUGCAUUCCCCGUGUCAACCUGGUACCACCUGGACAGCCCAUCUACUGCUUGAGCGCCAAAGGCCUGUUCAACACACACUGCUGUUAUACGGACUUCUGCAACAGCAUCAACCUCCAGAUUCCCAGCGGGAUUACUGAAGGUAAAGAGGACAGCUGGGGUCCUGUAGAGCUGGUGGCAGUGAUAGCAGGCCCGGUCUUCCUCUUUUGCUUAUUGCUUAUCGUGGGAGUGCUCGUUUUCCAGCACCACCAGCGCAACUAUAACCAUCGGCAGCGACUCGACGUUGAGGAUCCGUCCUGUGAUCAUCUGUACUUGGCCAAAGACAAGACCUUACAGGAUCUCAUCUUCGAUCUGUCCACCUCCGGUUCAGGAUCUGGUCUGCCCUUGUUUGUUCAGCGAACAGUGGCCAGGACAAUUGUUCUGCAGGAAAUUAUAGGUAAAGGUCGCUUUGGGGAAGUAUGGAGGGGGAGAUGGAGAGGAGGGGAUGUGGCUGUGAAGAUCUUCUCAUCCAGAGAGGAACGCUCUUGGUUCCGUGAGGCUGAGAUUUACCAGACCAUCAUGCUCCGUCAUGAGAACAUCUUGGGCUUCAUUGCUGCUGAUAAUAAAGACAAUGGCACAUGGACACAGCUGUGGCUGGUGUCAGACUAUCAUGAACAUGGCUCAUUAUUUGACUAUCUCAACCACUACUCCGUCACAAUCGAGGGGAUGAUUAAGUUAGCACUCUCAACGGCCAGCGGCCUGGCACAUCUGCACAUGGAGAUCCUGGGAACACAGGGAAAACCAGGCAUUGCGCAUCGUGACCUCAAAUCUAAAAACAUCCUGGUGAAAAAGAAUGGUACUUGUGCCAUAGCAGAUCUGGGGCUCGCUGUACGGCACGAGUCUAUCACUGAUACUAUAGACAUCGCACCUAAUCAGAGGGUUGGCACCAAAAGAUAUAUGGCCCCAGAGGUACUAGAUGAAACGAUCAACAUGAAGCAUUUUGAUUCUUUCAAGUGUGCUGAUAUCUACGCUUUGGGACUGGUAUACUGGGAGAUUGCACGACGGUGUAAUGCUGGAGGCAUCCAUGAAGAUUACCAGCUUCCCUACUAUGAUCUAGUGCCCUCCGACCCCUCUAUAGAAGAGAUGAGGAAGGUGGUGUGUGAUCAGAGACUACGGCCCAAUGUGCCCAACUGGUGGCAGAGCUACGAGGCGCUGAGAGUGAUGGGGAAGAUCAUGCGGGAGUGUUGGUAUGCCAACGGAGCGGCACGGCUUACGGCUCUGCGGAUUAAGAAGACUCUCUCGCAACUCAGCGUCCAAGAAGACGUUAAGAUCUGAAAGACGCGGGAUUCUGCAGAUCCCUGUAGAGACGCACAAGCGAAUAAAGACUUAAGCCAAAAGCAGCCUGCCAGUUUUAGCCCUUUUUUGAACCUUCUAAAGUUGUAACGAGGCCUACCUCACCAUCUUAAGACGAAACUACUGAGGUUGAGUCCAUCCCAGCCCUUUUCCAUUUCUCCAACAUCAAAGUUCCCAAUCGUGGAUGAGCCACCAACCGCUGAUUUCAGCACAACCUCCCUCCAUGGACCUACUGUUGUUGAGUUCUUUCU